AUGUCGCAACGACCGAACGAGCCCCUUGUACGAUCUUCAACGUCUCCGGCGAAUGGACGACAUGGAGAUAUAUCCCCAGAAGCUGCGUCACCCUUAAUCCGAUCAUAUGAAGGCUCAUUUCGCCAGACCCCGCCCCGAAAGAACGACCGGCAAACGAGCGGGGAGUUAGAGGGGACUACACUGGGCAGCAGUUCCCGUGAUGGAGAUCGAAGGACACCGGGACAGCGGAGGAACCAGAGCUCAGGUGGCUUCUUGCUUGACUCGUUGCCUCGCCCGCGAAGCACGAGAGUUAGCUUGCACCGCCCUCGCCCCUCAGAACCUCCCCAAGAGAAGCGCAGCGCUCCCGAAGCGGAUAUCGUGGUCCCCAAGAAACGCUCGCGGUUUCCAUGGAGCCGGAAUAAGCGCCAUGCAUCUGAAGUAAUGCCAGAAAAUGCAAGUUCAAGCCCGAUCAGUGCUCGGCAAGCUUCUACGCCUCCUGAUAGACAGUAUUCUGCAAGCUCCUCGCUGCCCGAGGUACAGCAAGACAAUGUGGCACGUUCAACUCCUUGUCUCGAUAGGGACUCGAUCCAGAUCGUGAAUCUAGCCUUGAGCCUUAAUGAAUCUCGGAGGAGGACUGCUUCUGGAAUACCCUCGGGCUCUGAGAACCGAGGGCCAAUAUCUGUCUCUCAACCUGCUGUUUCGACAGCAGACAGAUACGCGUAUUCCCCACUAGCGAGGAAGUUCCAGCCCGACUCGCCGUAUCGCGAUCUUACUCAGGUGUCUGGUAAUCGUUUAUCGCAGGGGACACUGCCCAGCUUAGAGCAAUCGUCUGUUGUGAAUUUGUUGCCUCCAUCCGCGAUUGAGGAUCACCGGGCAUACGAAUUCUCCGAAAGCACUUUGGCUCGUGCUGAGAGAGCACGGAAUCAUUUCGAUUUAUUUCACGAAUAUAUGCGGCUACUGCCCUCAUUACCACCUCUCCGAGAUGCAGUCAAUCAUGACUCUGAGUCUAGACCACAGAAUCCCAACCGAAGUUAUAACCCGCUUCAAAUGAUUCGCAACCGAAAAGUCAGGUAUCGCGAGAAAUGCUCCAUCGAUCCAGCUGCGGAAGGAUGGCACGACGUUGAAAGAGUCCACCAGUGGAUCAGUGACGUCGCGCAAAAAUACAGCCAAAGAGAGUACGACCGAGUAGAUUGCUUGAAGCUUCCACCUUUCCAACAAGGUCGCCGCCAUGUAUCUAUUGGAGAACACGAAGAUAUGGAUAUGAUGCCUACGUCUCCGGGAUCGAGCUUGCGACGAGUAAGCCGAACCAGCAGCAUGAAGGCCCGUCGACCACGUAUUGAUUGGAAGAUCUCACCAGCAGAGCUUCUGGCCGAUGCUGCUUGGCUGGAAUAUGGUGCCAAUAAGACGAAGGUGGUUGACAAGGAUGGCUAUAAACUCUACCCUGACCCCACAGAAUUAGUUAUCAUGGACACAAGCGAGGAUCUCGGGACGUCUCAUAAGCAGCAACGCCUUUCGGCCGAAGUGGGAGAUCACGCAGAGGCACAUUCGUCACCGCGCACUUCUGUCUCCAUUCCUCACCCCGCAUUGGCGCAAGAAUUCAAAAGUGUGGGUCGUGGGCGGCACAGGCAUAAAUUCCGAAGUCACUCGCACAGCUUACGCAGCCGUAGUACUUCCAGCAAACAAAAGCCGUCAGCAUGGGAUCAUGUCAAAAUGCGUUCGGGCAGCGUCUCCAGUUCCUCAAGCUCAGAUACCCGCCCUUCUGUCGAUGAAAAGCCUCGCAGGUCUUAUGAGCACAUCCGCGACCAUGUCCAAAGAUUCGUCGAACAUGCACACUCAGGAUCACGAAUAUCCCGCGGCAAGUCUCCGGCUGUUCGUGACGCCGACAUUGAUCGGGGAAGGACACCACAGCCAACCGACCCGUUGUCGGUCAAUACGAAUCAAGACCGCAAGCACAGAACAGGCUCUUUCUCAUCGGCAGGCAGUCUUGACCGGCACGAUACUCGUAUGUCCCUGGAAGGCAUGGAUAGCACUGCGCCUAACUCUCCCGCUCGUGUUGGCUACUUCCCGAGCAUAGCAGUAAAUCUGUCACCCCCGUCAAGUCGAUCCCCUUCGCCCGCAAAGAAGGGUCUCCGUCAUAAGAUUGUUUCACGUCACGAGCGCAGCAAGAGCAAACAAGCAGAUCGAGAGCGAGAGCGGGAAGAUGAAUUGCCGGAGCCUGAUACUUUGCGUCAGCGAAACCCGACGGCACUUGCACGAACGGAGGGCGCCUCCAAGCUCGAGCCGAGUCCUCUUCCUGAUGUUGUGUCGUCAUCGUAUCCCGAUGAUCAAGGCACGCACGAGGGCAAUCGGGUAGAUGGACAUCGGUCCCGUAAAGGGCCCCAUCUCCCCGAAUCAAAGCUACGAGGAAUAUUUAAGGGACCAGGUCGGAUAGCAGAGAUCGUGGGCAAUGAGGUCUCCAAGGUCGGAGAUCUUAUCCUGAAGAAAGACGCAGAUCCUGAAUCUCGGAAAUCAUCGUCCGCCACCACUUUCGCAUCAGAUGAUAGCGAUUCUGAUGAAGAAUCCAGAGGCGACAGGAAGUCUGGCUCCAAAGGUCUUUUACGGCGCCUGCCAACAUUUACAGAUGAGCCUGGGCGAUUGACUCGCAGAAAUUCCGAGAAGAAUUCCUCCCUAAGCUUUAUUCCCUCUCUGCCGACCUUCACAUCACCCCUGAGACAAGAUGAACGAAGCGAAGCAGCAGAGGCGACCGACUUCGGCAGUCCUCACUAUCGAGUUUCCCCUCCACGAAGUUAUGGUUCUCGUGAUUCCCCCAAGAAGUUCUCGCUGCCACGCAGCAAAACGCUUGAUUUCAGCCCUUCUCUGCACACGGGACGGACAAAGCGCGACGAGAUUAAAGACCCUUGCAUCCCUUUCAGCUUAACACGGCCUCCUGUCACUGGGCUCGCCAACGCUCGAGCAUCACCAGGGAUUUCCCCGGAGGGAAGACGCACAGGGCUUUCAGGUGCUAGUCGUGCCUGGAGUAUAUCUGGGCGCAGUAUCCACACCUUGAUUGACAGCGGCGUACCUGGUAAACCAGAAGUCGAGCGCACACGGGCUCUUCUACUGUCAUCAGGGAUUAAGGCCCGGGAGAUUACUCGCCGAGCCCACACUGCCCGUGAGCCAGCUCCUCCCUGGCUUCAAAGCUCCAUGGGCCCUGGUGCAUCUGUUCCACGAGUGACUCGGAUCAGCGAGUUUGACCUCGCUGCUCAAUGCCUCCUCCAGCGUUUCGAGCACACCCAACACUCGUUCCAACAAUCCAUGCAUCAUUUUUCCACCUCCACCUCGUCGCCUCUCCGAGCCCAGCUGAGGAACCUGGAAAACCUGGUCAAUCAUUCCCUGGCUCCGCGCGUCCGAACCACGGCAAUUGACGCCGAGGACUUGUGUGUCCAGCUCAACACCACCAGUACACUCGCUGUUAAGCAGCUGAGCGAUGCCCUUGACAAAGGCCUUCGUAAGCGUCGCCGUCGAUUGCGGUGGAUUCGCCGCACUGGGUUCAUGGUUCUGGAAUGGGCACUUGUUGCUAUGCUUUGGUGGGUGUGGCUGAUUGUCAUGGCUUUCAAGCUUGUGCGUGGUGUCUUCCGGGGUGCCUUCACUGGUAUCCGAUGGGUCUUGUGGCUUUGA
Molecule: messenger RNA, 3636 nt
Organism: Penicillium egyptiacum
Lineage: Eukaryota; Fungi; Ascomycota; Eurotiomycetes; Eurotiales; Aspergillaceae
Source: the annotation of a GenBank genome assembly